AUGAAUACAUUUAUCCCCUCUGAUACUAAUUGUAGUGUGAUGAAUUGUAAUAACACAGAUUUGAGUGAACCGAUACCGUAUCAGGAUAUACACGUAUUUUAUCCCGAUAAAGGAAGCGAAGAUGGAACAUUAUAUUUUAAAAAAUGUUCAAAAUGUACUGCAAUUUAUUAUUAUAAUUUCACUUUACUAAGUAAUGGUAAACGAAUAAGUUCUUUCAAAGCCGACAAUGAUGUCGUUCUAUGGUUUGCUAAUGUUGGUUAUGAUAAACGACUUAUGCAUCAAUUAGACUCCGAUAUUUUACAUAAACAUAGUGGUUUUUCGAAUUUUGCUAGUGCCUAUAAUUAUUUUUGCGAAACAACAAAUAUCGUUAAUCGAAAACCUAUGGAUAGAGUACAUCUUGAAAAGACAUGGUUUUUUUGGCGAUUAACGCAUUAUUUUGAAGGUGAGCACAUAAAUUUAGCAACGCCAGCGAGUUUUGAGUUUCAUGCUGCUCUAAUGAAUCUACGAGAAGUCUGUCGUACCGUGUUUAUUAAAAGAUGGAACAGACAAAAUCAUUCUCAGUAUUGUAUUAAAGAUUGUAGUCAACUUCUUGUUCUCGAUGGACAUCAGAAAGCAACCAGACGAGUCUGUUCAGUCAAAGAACUCACUUCACCAAGUAGAGAGUUAGGAACGGUGAAAGUUGGCUGUCCUCAUACUCCAAAAAGAGGAGAGAAAAAUUGUAUUGAGCAUAUUUUUUCCCAAGUGCCUCCUAUAAUACCUUCAGUGAGAAAAAUGAGGAAAAGAUAUAAUUUACGAAGAAGAAAAGCACGAGAAACAACGACGCGGUUUCUAACAUGUCGUACAUUAAAAGCAAAAAAUCAAAAACGCUUUCUACAUCGAACAUCUGGUAUAAUUGCUGCAGUUUAUAACUGUGGAUAUAUUUGUGCACUUCAAGAACUAUAUGGUUCAGAAAGUAAGAUAAAAGUCAAUUUAAUUCAAAAACUUAAUGGCAAUACCAUUGUUCAUGACGGUACUGCGGUCGUUAUUCAUCAGAAAGGUACAUAUCAGACGAUUAACGACACGUUUAUGGUAGUUUAUUCUCGACCUGUUACACAAUAUAUGUGUCAUAGUCUCUCACUAGAGUUAAUCGAAGGUCUCGAAGCUUGUUUAGACUAUCGUAGGCAGCUCUUGAAUGAUUCGAAAAAUACGUUUCAUCAUAAUAUGAACGAUAUGUUGAAAGCUCAGACGUAUACUCGAAACAGACGAGCACUAUUUGGGAUUGGUUUUGGUCUAGGAGUUUUGACAGGAGGGAUUGUUGGCACAAUAGUAGACCGUAUUGGAAACCAAAAGCUGACAGGUCGUAUACAGCAGUUAGAAGAAAUAGCUGAGCAACACAGAAAGAUGUUCAUAAGUACACGAGCGUUGAUCAUGGAUAUCUCUCAGUCUAUGUUAAAUGUUGUGACUCGACUUAGCACUGAUGUAAAUGAGUUGAGACAAUCAAUAUAUAAUGCAUUUAGUACAGUUUUACGGAUUCGACAGGACAUAAAUCAGAUGGCGAUUUUGAAUAUUCAACGUGAAUUAAAAAACGAUUAUAAAGCGCUAAGUAAAUCACUCGAACGUAUUCACGAAAAUGAGUUAAAUCUUGACUUUCUUGAUGUUCAUGAUGAAGCUGUUAUGAGUGAAUUUAUUUAUAGUAAAAUUAAACAUUUAAUCCCAGGAAAAACUCAUUCAAUAGCCACUUUAGUUUCGAGUAUGUUAAUUCAUCAGAAAGUCACAUUUGAACCAGCAAAAUCAUCGGAAUUAAAUGAAACUUUUCCCGAUAUUUUUACUAUCGUUACUGAAGGAAGUGAUGGAACAUUUUCAAGUGAAAAUAUGAAUUUCUCUGGAAUUUUGCCCAAGUUCAUCGGAAAUAUUGUCAUUAAAACUUUCGUUUCAUCUCCUAGUAGUAUCAUUAAUCGGUUGUACUCCGUCACGCCAAUACCGUAUUUUGUCACUGAAUCUUCAGCUGUUGAGGUAGUUGAUUUACCUAAGCUAAUUGCUUUUGGUGACAAUGGCACAUAUACCGAAUGGACCAAUUAUCCUAGUCGUGAAGAAUGUUUUAUUGGUCAAAAUUCUUAUUGUAGAAUUCCACCAAUUGAAUUUGAUGAAAUAAAAAAUAAAUGUAUUAGAGGAAUACUAGAGUGGAAUGAGACAGAAUAUUGUUAUAUUGAACAGAAAAAAAUAUAUUCUCCUCUUAGUAUAAAUAUAGAAAAAAAUGUGUGGGUAGUAUCAACAUUCAAAAAUAUAACUUGUCGACAGUCAAAUAAUAAGAACACGUUGUUUGAUCUAUCAGUUCAAAAAAUUGGCAUUAUUCAUACCAACUGUCGUCAGGAGUUUGUGUGCACACAUCAUACCUAUAAAGGUGGUAGUUUAUGCAACGAUACUCCUACAUAUCUCUUGGAAGUUAAGCGCACUGAAAAAUUGAUUCCGUUGGGAAAAAGCAUUCACGAAAUCGAAACGGAAUUAACAAAAUUAUCAUACGCGUUCAAUAAUUCAGAUCUGAUGCGCCAAAUUGAAAAAACCUUAAAUACUGCACGUUUACAAAAAUUAAGUUUGACUGCCAUAGUUAAAGCAUCACCAGCACUGUAUAUUACCCUCACUAUUAUUCUCAUUGCACUUAUUAUUAUUUUAGUGAUUUUAGUUGUAGUUGCAUGCAUGAACUCAAAGAAAUUUCUGAAUGUUCUCGUCAAAAACGAUAAAAAAAUGAGUCAGGUUGUUAACCAAAAAAGGGAAGAAAAGCUUAGUGAUCCUAUGUAUAAAUAUACUAAAGGUCGAGAUGACCGAGGAAGUUUUGUAUUUGAGGAUGAACUGUUGUAUGCUGUUGUAUGA
This is a messenger RNA of Didymodactylos carnosus, 2847 nucleotides long. NCBI's taxonomy places the organism in Eukaryota, Metazoa, Rotifera, Eurotatoria, Philodinida, Philodinidae. The record is from the annotation of a GenBank genome assembly.